AUGGAGCCGAUCUCCGCCGCCGAUAAGUCGGCGCCGACAUCGGCCGACUUUCCCCUUCGGGUGCAAAUGGGUCGCGGUCUCAGCUUCACCUUAGAGUGGAACGACUACGCCGUCCUUCGCGACCAAAAGAAAGAGUUCACCGAGAGAUGCUUUGGACUCGCCAUCAGGUUCGCUUGGUUUGACAUUGGGCGGGACGACCUGCGGUUGUGGGUGCUGGGGAUCGGCCCGCUUCGAUCGGCCAUGAAAGCCGCCGACCAUUCUUGCUUUGCUAAGGCUUUCGACGCCGACAUCGCCGCUAUCCCGCUGAAAUCGACCGGCGGCCCGCUUCCAGGGUCACACUGCAGCGUCAUAGCCAUCCUCUACCCAGGAGAUGUGCUGAAGGCUGAGGGACAGGUCUGCAGGACAUCGAUCCGGCACAUCGACCCGCACACCGGAAAGGGGAAGCACCGCGACGAGGCCGUCCGCGUCCUGAAGCUAUUCCGCACGGCUGCCCUGGCCGAGCUGGGGCGUCCCGGUAGGAAGUGGGACGGGGCGCCUCCAUCACAAGCAGUGGUGGAGGAAAGGCUUGCCGACUGCGACGACCCUAUCCGCGACAAAGUGCCGGGCACAGUGUCGGACGGGCAUGUCGGCACCGGCAUGCUUGCCGCGACGUCGUUCGGGUGGGUGGCCAAGCAGAUCGGCCUGCUGACGGGCGACAAGGCUCGGAGCGCUGUGAGCAUCGAGAACAUCAAGGUCGCGGGUUUGAGGUCGCUCCGUGAUAGCAUGGUCGAUUACAUCUGCCAUCGUGUCGCCGAAAACCGGAUAGCGGCGCCGACUUCAGGCGCCGACGGACCCGCCGAGGGUGCGAUUGAUGACGACGGCGCGGAAAGUCAGACGGCGCCCCAAGCAGCAGCUGCCGCCCAGCGCCAGGAGGACUUGCCGGUGUCCGCGGAAGGAGGAACCGGUGGAGGACUAGGCGACGAUGCGGCAGGCGCAGGGAGGAAGGAAGAGGAGUUGACGGACUCUGGCUCAGAGUCGGAGUCGGAGGGGGAGGAGGAGGACGAAGGGGAGAAGGAGAAUGAGGACGAGGAGGAUGACGAGGGCAAGGACGAGAACGAUGAGGUGGUGGAGGUGGUGGCCGGGAAGGAUGAGGCGGCGCACGAGGAAGGGGUGGAGGAGGAGGUGGAGUACGAGCUGGAGUACGCAGACGGCACGGUUGAGGCGGUGGGGUCGGCGGACGAGAAGAACGAGGAAGCGGAGGAUGGCGAUGCGGGUAAUGCUACGGGGUCGGCAGGUGAGGGGAAGGAAAAGGAUGAGGUCGGCGUGGAGGCAACGACGGAAACGGGCCAGGAGGAGGCGGCAUGCGAAGGUGCGAAGGUGUCGGUCGACGCCGGCGAAGGUGCGAACAUCGCGGGCGUGCAGGAGACGGGGGACGCAUCUGGUCGGCAGGGCCCUGCAACGGACGACGUCGAGGAGCUGCGACGGGAGAACUUGCUGUUGAGGGCGGAGAACGCUCGGCUGCAGGGUUUGCUCGAUGCGGAACGGGCUCGGCUGGACGCGUUUUUUGUUGGGCUACGUGGACUCGUCGACCACCUGAAGGAGUUGGCCGAGCAGGUCGACGACACCGAGAAGUAUGCGGCGGAACAGCUGCGAAACGCGGCGGAGGCCAUGUCGCAGACCAUCACGGGCAACAUCACCGGCAGCUUCGACGAGGCGUGGAAGACGAUGAAGACCUUCGCGGAACAGGCGUCGGCGUGGCUGGAGGACUUCGACAACCCGGAGGGAAAUGUGGCGUAUCAACGCGCCUUAGCGGUCACCACCUUGGCCGACCACGUCGACAAGGUGGUGGGCGAUGCGCAGGAGGAUUUGCGGGAGCACAUCACGAGCCAGUUGUCCGCCGCAGCUGUCAACAUCGCCACAGCUGUGACCGGCAGGCUCCCCGUGCAGCCGCCGCCACCGCCUCAGCCCACGCCGCCCGCCCUCCCGGAAGAGCUCUUGAAGUCGUUCAAGGCCGACAUCAUGAAGACGGUGACGGAGGCCACCGAGCAGUCGUUCGUUGCGUCCGGGAUGAAGAUGUUGACCGAGAUGAUCGGCACGGUGGCGCCUGGUCGACGUGGGUCGUCGCCUUCGGCCAAUGACGCCGACGCCGCGCAACAGAGGGCGGCCGACAAGCAAGGCCUGAAGAGGUCGGGCGACGGUGACGACAAGGAGAGCUCGAAGCGGAGCAAGGGAUCGGACGGGAGCCGCGUCACGAAGCCUCCUGCGCGGAGCGUGGUCGACAUGCUGAAGGCGAAGGGGUGGAAGGCGAGCGGUGGGAAGGACGCGGCCCCCACUGCCCAGGCGGCGAAAGUCGGAGGCGCCGGAACCACCCAGGGGCCGUCUGACGCGGUGCCGGCCAAGGGCAAGGCGAUGUCUGCGUCUGCUACGGUCGCCGGAACCGGCACGGCGAAGGCUGCCUCUGCUUCAGUCCCCGGAACCGGCAAGUCGAAGGCUGCUUCUGCUACGGUCGCCGGAACCACCAAGUCGAAGGCUGCUUCUGGUACGGUCGCCGGAACCACCAAGUCGACACCAUGUAACCCGCCUGCGGCAACCACCGGGCCCGCCGGCCAGUCAGGUGCGGGGAAGCAUGGGGAGGCCCGUGCGGCCCCUCCAGCUCCAGCAGCCCCUACUGCCGCCAAGGUCGACGCGAAGGCUGCUUCGGCACAGGGGCCACCCGGGAGUAACGCGCUUAGGGUGUUGCUCCACCGCAUGGAGUCCCACCGCCCGGGCGCGCAGCAGCAUCCUGUGGUCGACGCCGGCCUCGCAGAAAUAGCACGUCGCUCCGUCACUCCGCACGUUGCCGGCAAACCGUCCGAUGCCCAAUCUGCCGCGCGGCCGGUCGCCGCCCCACCGCCUGCGGACCCCAAGUCCGCGUUUCUUCGCGCCCAUAUAGGCGCACGCAAAGCGGCAGCUCCACCAGUCACUCAGCCGGAACCCGGCACAAGCGCGACGCCGACGGCUGUAAAUGCGACCGCACCCUCCCCAGGAGCAGCUGUGGUCGAUCUGGCGGCGGAGAGGGGAGUCAGUGCAGCGCUAGCCACCGGCGGCCGCGCCGACAGGCAUGCCGCCCUCGAAUCCGUCCUGGCCCAGUUUGAGGCAGCAAAACGGCCCGAGCAUGCCCCGGCACUGGCCAUCGUGGACACGGCGCAUGCGGAGCCGUCGGCGACCAACACAGGGGGUUCGGCGGAGCCGACGGCCGCAACGGGUGUUGUCGCCGAGGGAAAUGCGGGACGGAAGGGUAAGGACGACACCGGGAAAGGGAAGGCGGUGUCGGCGGGGAAGGAGAUGGCGGAAGACAAAGGGAAGAAGCCGGCACGGAAGACGGGCGGCAAGGGUAAGUCGGCAAAGAAGAAGGAGGAGGAGGAGAAGGAGGAGGAGGAGGAGGAGGAGGAGGAGGUGGGGGAGGGGGAAGAGCAUGGACGCCGGGGUCAUGGCAUCCGCCGAGACAGGUCUGGCGACGGGCAGGGGUGGGUGGGCGAGAUGAAGUUCAAGAACCAGAAUCGGUACAUCGGCAAGUCCCGCGACAAGAUGGAGCUGGCCUACGAGCACGCGAUUGCGUACUUCGUCUACGACGGCUACGUGAGCAAGGUGCUCAUGAAGGAGCUCACCGCCUUGAAGCCGGGAGAGUUGGAUGAAUGGAAGGCGGUGUGGGAGGAGGUCAAAAUCCUGCCGACCGGGAUGUGGACGGUGAUGUGGGCCAGAGGCUUGUGCCAUCCGAGAGCAAGGUUCGACGACAUACUCGGCAGGUUCCGUGGGUACGCAGGUUCGGGUGAUGCGCUUCAUGGCGUGCUCUGGCCGGCGAUGUGGUUCCCCAUCAUCGAGGACACGGAGGAAGGCAGGGCGGAGACAAAUGCCAACAUGUCGGCGAUGGUGAAUCGCGUGUCGAUGUGCGCGGCGUAUGGAAAGGUCGCGGCGAGAGUCGCGUAUGGGAAGGUCGACGGGAGCGCGGAGGCGACCGCGGGAGAGACGACGGAUAUGGAAGGCGCGGACAGGAAGGCGGACGAGAAGGUGCAGAUGGGGGCCCAGGCGUUAGCGGCCUCUGCAUGCGCCCUCUGGUGCUACAUGUCGACGCCGGCGUCGGUGCUCGGUGCUGUGGGCGAAGGUAAGGCGGCCGCGAUUCUGGCAGGUGCGGGGAAGGAGAGGGGCGAGCACUUCGCGAUGGUCAUGCACGUGGUUAUCGAACACGCACGCACUCGGCAGGCUCCCGCGGGGGAGGUUGCACAUAACGUCGCGCCAGAGCUGCAGCGCUAUGGAGUGGCCAGGGCCUUCGAGGCGGGCAUUGAGGAAGACGAGGCCGACAUGAUCGCAAGAGCGACGGUCGAGACCUUGGCGUUCUGGGGAAUGUGCCCCCUCGACGGGCCCAAGCUCAAAGCGGAGGGCAUCGAUGUGCCGUGUGACGCGAAGAUGGAGUACGACUUGGAUCACAGGGGGAGGAAGGGGGAGAAGGUCAAGCAGGCCAAGGGCAGCAAGAGGAAGAGGUAG
This is a messenger RNA of Closterium sp. Yama58-4, 4500 nucleotides long. The record is from the annotation of a GenBank genome assembly. NCBI's taxonomy places the organism in Eukaryota, Viridiplantae, Streptophyta, Zygnematophyceae, Desmidiales, Closteriaceae.